AUGUCUCGAGCGCUAGACAGAAUUCCAGCUCUACUCACCCCUAAAACCCCUCUUGACAGAAACGGAGGUGAAGGUGAAAAGGCUGAUCUUAAACAAUCUGGUGAUACCGAGGGCCAUUCAGCCCAAUUACCUCACCUGCCUCAAAACCCAGAUGCGGAUGAUUCAUCUUCGAGUAUCGAUAUCGAACAAUCCGAGGGUGUAACCAAGAUCGAAGCUUUGUACCUGGUCUUUGGCAAUGGUUGGAAACUUUGGACUUUAUGGGGUUCUAUCGCCCUUAUUUGUAUUGCUUAUUCUCUAUCGCAAAUGACCACAUACGCUUAUGCUGCAUUCGCUACUUCCGCUUUUGGUGAACAUACCAUUCUCGGUACGAUCUCGGUCAUCACCUCGAUCAUGUCUGGUGUGGCUAAACCUUUUAUUGCGAAAUGUGCCGAUUUGUUCUCACGACCAUGGGCUCUCGCCAUCUCGGUACUUUUCUAUACGAUAGGCUACAUCGUCGUGGCGUCUUCCCAGAACGUAGGAGCAGUUGCUGGUGGUGAGGUCAUCUACACGCUCGGGAACACCGGUAUCAACUUUGUCUCGUCCAUCUUAUUGGGCGAUAUCACAUCGUUGCAAUGGAGAGGUUUCGUCAACGGUUUAUACUCUUUACCUUUCAUCCCAUUCGCAUUUGUCGCUGGUGAUAUUGCAGCUUCGAUCAAUGCUUAUUCCGUGAAUGGUUGGAGAUGGGGCUAUGGAAUGUUCUGUAUCAUCGUACCGGUCACCAUCGCUCCCUCGAUCGCUGUACUUUUUUGGGGUGAUUACAGAGCCAAGAAAGUCGGUGCUCUGUCUCUCGCCUCAUCUUCGUAUGCCAGAAAAAGAUUACUCUCCGGAACGACUCAAGCCAGAAAGACCCCGAUCCAACUUUUAAUCCACUACGCACGACAGAUGGACGCUUUCGGUUUAUUGCUUUUGACAUUCGCUUUCGGUUGUAUCCUUUCGCCUUUUACUUUGAACACUACUGCCAAAGGUGGAUAUACCAAUCCCUCGCUAAUCGCGUUGUUCGCGGUUGGUGGUAUACUCUUUAUUGCUUUCUGCGCAUAUGAGUGGAAAGUUGCUUCGCACCCUAUCAUGCCGAGAAGAGUCAUGAACAAAACGUUUAUCUGUGCAUGCUUCAUCGAUUUUAUGUACUACUUCUCAGGCUCAUUAUCAGGUACCUACUGGUCUUCAUGGCUCUACAUCACCAAAGACUACAGUGCUGAACAUUAUACUUACCUCACGAACUGUUUGACCGUCGGAUUAUGUUUCUUUGGUUUCCUCGCUGGUGCAGUUCAGCGAUAUACCCAUCGAUACAAGUAUUUACAACUUUGCGGUCUCAGUAUCAGAAUCAUCGCUCAAGGCUUGGUUUACCUGUCAGCCAGCAAGUCCACUGCGGGAACAACGGCCACUAUCGUCAUGGGUCAGAUCCUUAUCUCCUUAGGAGGUGGUAUUUCGGUGAUCUCAUCAUCGGUCGCAUGUCAAGGAUCAGUUCCACACCAAGAUAUGGCAUUGGCCAUGGCCUUGUUAUCCCUUUGGACUUCGAUCGGUGGAUCCAUCGCUUCUGCUAUUGCGGCUGCAGUUUGGAAUAAGCAAGUUCCAGCCAAAUUGGCCUUGUACCUCGGUGAUACGCACAACUCGACUCAGCUCGCGGAGAUCUUCGGGUCGAUCUUAGUUGCCAGGACGGCUGAGCCUAGACCAUUGGUCAUCCAAGCUUACAACGAAGCUAUCAGACCACUUUACAUUGCUGCUCUUGUAACCUCGACUCUCUCUUUGGUGGCAGGAGCAUUCACCACUAACUUCUACCUUGGUACAACCCAUAAUGCUAUCGAGAAGAAGGAAGUCGUAUUCAGAUCAGCGGACGAGACUGCCCCCGAAGUCGUGGCUGCUAAGGCUAGAGAGGUAGAAGAGAAAAUCGCAGCAAAGUUAGCUGAAGGCGAACCGAGACAUUAG
Messenger RNA from Kwoniella botswanensis, 1962 nucleotides. RefSeq lists its product as uncharacterized. Lineage: Eukaryota; Fungi; Basidiomycota; Tremellomycetes; Tremellales; Cryptococcaceae. The record is from RefSeq and is a predicted model, not a curated record. Gene Ontology annotation, molecular function: transmembrane transporter activity. Gene Ontology annotation, biological process: transmembrane transport. The coding region runs from base 1 to 1962 and encodes 653 amino acids. The transcript has 11 exons. Gene Ontology annotation, cellular component: plasma membrane.